Messenger RNA from Nothoprocta perdicaria, 2724 nucleotides. It is a transcript of the gene MSH2, whose product is annotated as mutS homolog 2. The transcript has 15 exons. The record is from RefSeq and is a predicted model, not a curated record. Gene Ontology annotation, cellular component: nucleus; MutSalpha complex. Bases 36 to 2591 code for a protein of 851 amino acids. Lineage: Eukaryota; Metazoa; Chordata; Aves; Tinamiformes; Tinamidae. Gene Ontology annotation, molecular function: ATP binding; mismatched DNA binding; ATP-dependent DNA damage sensor activity. Gene Ontology annotation, biological process: somatic recombination of immunoglobulin genes involved in immune response; mismatch repair; mitotic recombination.
GAAAUCAGAAAUUGGAGAGUGUUGUGCUUAGUAAAAUGAAUUUUGAAUCUUUUGUGAGGGAUCUGCUUCUGGUUCGUCAUUACAGAGUUGAAGUCUACAAGAACAAAGCAGGGAGCAAAUCUACCAAAGAAAACGACUGGUAUCUGGCAUACAAGGGCUCUCCAGGAAAUCUUGCCCAGUUUGAGGAAGUUCUUUUUGCCAACAAUGAUAUGUCCACGGCCAUUGGAGUUGUGGGUGUGAAGCUCUCUACUACUGAUGGACAAAGAGUAGUUGGAGUGGGGUAUGUGGAUACUACACUGAGAAAACUGAGCGUCUGUGAGUUUCCAGAUAACGAUCAGUUCUCAAACCUCGAAGCUCUGCUGGUUCAAUUAGGACCUAAGGAGUGUGUGCUCCCAGGAGGAGAGACUGCUGGAGAGAUGGGAAAGCUGCGACAAGUCAUUCAGAGAGGAGGAAUUCUGAUUACAGACAGAAAGAAGGCAGAGUUCACAACAAAAGAUAUUGUUCAGGAUCUGAAUCGCUUAUUAAAAUCAAAGAAAGAAGAACAAAUGAACAGUGCAGCRUUGCCGGAGAUGGAAAAACAGGUGGCCAUUUCAUCUUUGUCAGCCAUUAUCAAGUUUUUAGAGUUGCUGUCAGAUGAGUCUAAUUUUGGACAAUUUGAACUGACUACUUUUGAUCUUAGUCAAUAUAUGGUUCUUGAUAAUGCAGCUGUCCAGGCCCUCAACCUUUUCCAGAGUUCUUUGGAGAAUGCUAAUACUGCACAGUCACUAGCUGGCUUACUAAAUAAAUGCAGAACUCCUCAAGGACAAAGGCUAGUUAAUCAGUGGAUCAAACAGCCACUUAUGGACAAGAAUAGAAUUGAAGAAAGGUUGAAUUUGGUUGAAGCCUUUGUGGUGGAUCCAGAACUGCGUCAGUGCCUUCAAGAAGAUCUUUUACGUCGCUUCCCAGAUCUCAACCGGCUAGCAAAGAAAUUUCAGAGACAAGCAGCAACCUUACAGGACUGUUACCGAAUGUAUCAGGCAAUUAAUCAACUCCCUAACGUUGUACAAGCACUAGAAAAACAUGAAGGAGAUCACCAGAUGUUGUUGUUGGCAGUGUUUAUAACACCACUUAAUGAUAUCCACUCUGACUUCUCAAAGUUUCUGGAGAUGAUAGAAACAACAUUAGACAUGGAUAAGGUGGAGAAUCAUGAAUUUCUUGUCAAGGCUUCUUUUGAUCCUAACUUGACAGAAUUGCGAGAGAAGAUGAAUGAGCUGGAGGAGAACAUGGAGUCCUUUUUAAAGAGUGCAGCCAAAGAACUAGGUUUGGAAGCUGGCAAAAGUAUCAAACUGGAGUCAAAUUCACAGUUUGGGCACCAUUUUCGAAUUACUUGCAAGGAAGAAAAAGUUCUCCGGAACAACUCCAAGUACAGGAUAAUUGAUACCCAGAAGAAUGGCGUGAAGUUUACCAACAGCAAACUGAGCUCCAUCAAUGAAGAAUAUAUAAAGAACAGAGAAGAGUAUGAAGAGGCUCAGGAUGCAAUCGUUAAGGAAAUCAUUAACAUUGCUUCAGGUUAUGCAGAGCCAAUACAGACCAUGAAUGAUGUGAUAGCUCAGUUGGAUGCAAUUGUCAGUUUUGCUCAUGUGUCAAAUGGAGCUCCGGUGCCGUUCGUCCGUCCUGUYAUCCUGGAGAAAGGACAAGGAAGAAUUGUGCUGAAGGGCUCCAGGCAUCCUUGCAUCGAAGUGCAAGAUGAUGUAGCCUUCAUCCCCAAUGACGUUACGUUUGAGAAGGACAAGCAGAUGUUCCACAUUAUUACUGGCCCUAACAUGGGAGGAAAGUCAACGUACAUCCGACAGACUGGGGUGAUAGUUCUCAUGGCCCAAAUUGGGUGUUUUGUGCCGUGCGACUCUGCAGAAAUAACCAUUGUGGACUGUAUUCUGGCUCGGGUAGGAGCUGGAGACAGUCAGCUGAAAGGUGUAUCUACUUUCAUGGCCGAAAUGUUGGAGACUGCAUCAAUCCUUAGGACAGCAUCUGAAAACUCCCUGAUAAUCAUUGAUGAGCUGGGAAGAGGAACUUCUACCUAUGAUGGCUUUGGCUUGGCAUGGGCUAUUUCAGAGUACAUUGCUACCAGAAUUUGUGCUUUCUGUAUGUUUGCCACACAUUUUCAUGAACUGACAGCGCUUGCUGACCAAGUGUCCACAGUCAAUAAUUUACACGUCACCGCGCUGACUAGUGACAACACACUGACGAUGCUCUAUCGUGUCAAGGAAGGUGUUUGUGACCAGAGUUUUGGAAUACAUGUAGCAGAGUUGGCAGCUUUUCCAAAACAUGUAAUUGAGAGUGCAAGAGAGAAGGCAUUGGAGCUGGAGGAGUUUCAAAACAUUGGCAAAUCCAAGGAAUGUGAAGGAGAACCACCACUCAAGAAACCUUACAGAGAAAGAGAGGAAGGUGAAAAAAUAAUUCAGGAUUUUCUUUGUCAAGUGAAAGCAUUGCCGCUGGCGGAUAUGUCAGAAGAAGAUAUCAAAACCAAGCUGAAGCAGCUGAGGAAUGAAGUGUUGGCAAAGAACAACAGUUUUGUGAAUGAAAUAAUUUCCCGAACGAAAGUUACAACAUGAAAGAUGUGAGAACAGGAUACAGCUCUUGAAGUGUUUUAUGUUACAAGAACUUUCAUUUUCUUGUUAAUUUUUAUACUUUGUGAUAUUUUUGUACUGAUUUAGGUAGGCUGUUUCUCUUGGAUUGUAAUUAUUU